Symbiodinium sp. CCMP2592 is the source of this 936-nucleotide messenger RNA. NCBI's taxonomy places the organism in Eukaryota, Dinophyceae, Suessiales, Symbiodiniaceae. The record is from the annotation of a GenBank genome assembly.
AUGUCUGCAAGCGUUCCGCUGCUGUCCUCUCGGCAGUCAAGCAGAAGCUCUUCCAACACGAAGCAUGUCGGAGGUACUGCUUGGCCUGGAAUCUGCAUGGCUGUGGGCUUUUCGGCACUUGCGGCGGCGACAAAAGCAACUGGAACUCGUUUGUCCAGCUAUGAACGAAUAUUCCUCAGAAGCUGCUUCUGCAUCGUAAUGGCCCCCGUGGCAGGCGAGGUGCCCUGGCCUCCGUUGAACUCGCGGUAUCGCGGCUUGCUGCUUCUGAGAGGAGCUUUGGGAUUCGUUGCCGUGUGGUCGUAUUACGAAUCCAUCGCCCGGGUCCCGCUGGCUACUCUGACGCUCAUCUCAAGGCUUCACCCGUUGCUCUCCACCGCCUUGGCCGGCGUAAUCCUCGGCGAGCCCGUGAAGCCAAGGCAGCUGAUAGCCCUUCUCGCGGCUGCGUUUGGCACCGCUAUGCUGGUACCACGCACCGAGGAGCUGCUUUCCUCGGCUCAGAACAGCACCUACGGCUACAUGUGCUGCGUGUCCGCGGCCUUCUUCACCGCUGCGGCACUGCUCUGCGUGCGAACGCUCUCAGUGUUAGAUGAGGCACCACAUCAUGCACGAGAAGCCUUUCACUGGGGCAACUUGUGCGGCUCAUUGGCGCUAGGUUUACCACAUGGCUUUCUUUGGCCCAAUCGAAGCGAGCUGCUCUGGAUCCUGGCCACUGCUUUGUCCAUGCAGUUGGCGCAGCUUGCGCUGACGCAAGUCCUGCGCAACCCUAUGGUCAGCGCGGCGAAGUAUUUUUUCCUUACCAUCGUCUUGAACCUGGGCUUCGGCAUCAUAAUGGGAGAUCCCUGGCCUUGUGUGAGAGAGUGGCUUGGGGCAGCUGUGGUGGUGCUGAGCAUGAUUUUCAGUGAAGUGCCUGCAAAGCCAACCUCUGCAAAAGCUUAG